AUGACCGUGCCUGGCUCCUGGCCCAUCUGCUCCUGGCUGCAGUGUGCACCUCCUGUCUCCUGCAGCUACCUGGAGGAGCUCCCUGAUCCCCUGGUUAAGGUGCAUAAACCAACACCUUCCAAAGACCAUCAGCCACGCGGGGUGCAUGUGGAAGAUGCUGUUCCCGUCACUGAGUCCCCACUCACUGCCCCAGCUCCUCUGGCUGAGCGCCCUCUGUCUGUGGCCUCCAUCCUGUCAGCAGAACCUCAAGAAGACCAGCCUGAGUGGAAGAGAAUCACACCAGGCACUUCAGGCCUUGACCGUACCAUGUCGUUCCUCUCCUUGUGGCAGGCGACUGCCAAGGCCUUGUUCCUCCCCACCUCCUCACAUGGCCAAUCCCAUCAAGAGCAUCUUUCCCACCACCCAGCAAAGGCCUUGUUCCAGGGAGACCCCACACACAGGGAAAUAGAGGCUGGUGGCCCCUCUUUCAUCAACCCCGAUGUUCAAAAGCUGCUGGAGACACUAAUCACCAAGAGGGCAGAACAGAAGAUGUGGAAGGAAAACAAAAAGGUCAGGUCAUUUCUCAAACAACAGAGCACAGGUGACCACCUGAUUUCUCUGCGGAAUAUGACAAAGUCACUGGGUGAUGAGCAGAACACCAGAACCCCACAAUCCUUCUGGAGCCUGAAAGACAAACCGGAGCAGCUGCCCAGCCCUCAGGAGCUCUCUUAUCCCAGGAUCUCGGAGGACCAUUUACAGCAGAAAUGCAGCCAGUUCUUCUGGGGCCUUUCUUCUCUCCACAGUGAGUCCCUGAUGGCUACUGCCUGGGUCUCUCGAAAGCCUUCCUCACGACCUUCUUCCUCAGUAACUGUUUUAUUCAAUAGAGUCUCCGAUUUUUGUCCAGCUCAAGCUCAGGCUACAGUACCUUCUCAUCUUUCCCAGGCCAAGCCCUUGCCCUGCCACGUGGCCCAACUCCAACUCCUGUCUCAAAACUGGCGCUCACCUCUGACUCAGGUCCAGACACAGGCCCAUCCUCCAUCCUCUCUCCCAAAUCCAUUACGUUAUUCUCCACCUCUGACUAGGACCAAUAGAACAUCACGUCCUACAUCCCAGAAGGAGUCACCGUCUUUCAUCCGAACUAGCUAUCAGCAUCUGGAAUGGCCCUCACAGAAGCGACUGAAACAUACUAGGGAUUUACCUUCUGUGUUCAGAGAAUCUCAGGAAGGCUUCAGCCAACACUCUCCCAACCUUCCCCAGACCCACAAACUCGCCUCCAUCCUUCCUGGGGAUUCCACCAGCCCUUAUCUCCAAGAGCCACUGCAGCCACAAGGCACGUUCAUCAAAGAUGAACACCCCUAUGGUCUUGGGCAACUGACAAGGCCUCAAGGUGAAUUCUCACCAAUGACAUGUCAGUGUCAGGCAAAAAUCAAGCAUGGGCCCUCCAAGCAUUCUGGAUUUGUGGAUGAAAGCAGCCAGAAUGCACAGAAGAUGGAGUCCAGGAGCUCCGGAAGAUUCUGUAGAAAGGGCCCAGGAAAGUUCAAACUAGAGAAAGACCCACGCAAGAAUCCAGGCCAAGGUCAGGAUAGCGUCUUAGAAGACCCAUCCACGGAUUCAGGAAGCACCUCAGUGAAGGUUGUGGAGGUCAAUAAGGAGUCAUCAGAAAGUGACUCGAUGAGGCCCCAGGAGUGUGACUCAGGAAAGGACUUACUCAGGGCCGUAGACAAGCAGCAUCUACAAGAAACACUGAAAGUCCACAUGGGCAGGAAGUUGGGGGAGAUCAAUGAAGGCACAGUCCCUGGGAGUGUGUGUCAAUCCAGGCUUGCUGCCAGCCAUGCUUUUCCCAAGUCUGACACCCACACACAACCCAGAAAUCCAGCUUCCUCAAAGGGUGAUGUGUCCUGCGUGGACACUUCCCAGGACCUUUCCUUCCUCAGUCUGGACACUCAGAAGGCAUUAGACACACAUAUUAGAAGGAUUCUAGUGGAGAACAGGUGGAGUUCAGAUCUCCAGGCCCCUGAACCCAUAAAUCUGAAGUUAAAUGAGGUUCAACCCUUGUCUCUUCCACAGUCCACCUCUUCCUCCUCGACUACCAGGGAAUUUGGGGCCAACUCAACAGCCGAGGUUGCCAAUUUCUUGGGAGAACCUCCUCAGAAAUAUCCAGGACAGAAGGAGACAGCACAAACUUCAGUUUCCACUGUAAAUAGUCCUCUCUCUAACCCCUCACCUGCGUGGAAGGAAGCCCAGAGGUCUGUGUACCAGACAGAGAUCCCAUCUGGUGACAAAUGUGGGCACUCAGUGGCCCCUUUGACUGGACAGAACAGCAGGUGGCCUUCUCAGCCCCUCACAUGCAAUGUCGUGGGCACAACCUGGCACAGUGCAAAUAUGCUGGGGGCUGGGAGAGGCAGCCUAGAGCUGAGUCCUAGUCCAGCGAUGUCCAGCAGUGAGCCAGAAGUAGAGAGCGUGAGCAGGGACACAGGAGACACGAGCCACAGCGCAGCAACGCAGCAGAGCAACGUCGGAGCCCAGUGUCCAAGGGCCGAAGAGACCAGAAAGGCAGCAGCGGCUGCGGAGGAGAAACCCCCUGCUUGGGGAGUCACGUUGGGAGCGGGUGUGAUGGCAAAUACCCAGACUGAUAAUGUCAUUCGGAGGAGUUCAGGGUCUCUGGGGACUGGUAAAAGCGUGCCAUCCUCUAGAAUUCCCACUACUCAGACACCAGGAGAGCCACGCCUUACUGCACAGAUUGCUGGUGAGUUUGAGCGCAGGGUGGAGGCCGAGUCAGAGAAGGGGACUCACAACUGCGUGACCAGUGUCCUCCUUCAAGACUCCGCCACUGGGGUGCUCCACGCUCCAGACAUCUGGUCUUCUCAGGCAUCUCUGUCUGGCUUCAAGAGCACGUCCAGCAGCGAUACAUUAGCCUCCCAAGGGCCACGUGAUGUCUCAUGGAGGGGAUGGAGCAGCCAGGGGCAGGAGGAGCCUAGGAACCCCAGAUUCCAGAACCUAUUGGAGAAGCAGAGCAAGAGGCUUGGCCCUAUUGACAGGAGCGAGGGCUGCAGGAGGCCCACACGAGGAGCACGUGAACACAGGGCUGCAGGGCUCAGCCAGCCUGCCCAGGACAGGGAAUCGGUAGAGUCCUUAAGGAGCCAGUCCUCCCAGCUCCCACCAGAGAAGGUACAGGCAUCUCCAGAAAGCCAAUUCAGGCACAGGAUCAGGCGCUUUCUGCAGUGUCUUAAUCCCAAUAAAAAAGGCAAAGGACAGGAAGAUCCCCUGCAAAAGGGAAGGCCCACGUCAGCCACUGCCUGGAGCCAGGGACCAGAUCCAACCAGAUCAUCUGUGGACAGCAUGGCCGAAGCCCACGCAAUCAUUACAAGUAUUGAGCAGAUGCUGGUGGACAGACUGCAGGUUCGGCAUGGACAUGGUCCCUCCGAGAUAAAUUGGCAUGAAGUGAACCUCCAGGCCCCAGUGGGAGGGCAUUCCUGCUACCCCAGGGGUCCUUCGUACCCAGAGCAAAGAAUAGAGAUGAGAGAUAUGGCCUGCAAUCGCCACGCCACCCCUGCAGGCCAUAGCCAUCCUGUCAAGAACAGGCAGAUCAGAGACAGGGACAGCAAUUGGGCCUCACCACCCAGGAAGCAUGUGUCCCCAGCCAGUCCCUGCCAGCAUAGGACAGAGGUGGUGACAGCCUCUGGCCGCCCCGUCCAUCACCCCAGGCACUGUCUUCUUCGAAGAGGCAUCUCAUCUGGUCACCCAGAUCAUGCUUCUCACCCCUUUCCUAGUGGGAAAACUUUUCCCCCAGCGGAAUCUCAGCACAUGCAGAGAAAAUCUAUUCUCACCCAGGUGGGCAUGUACUCUGUGUACUAA
Messenger RNA from Cynocephalus volans (Philippine flying lemur), 3834 nucleotides. RefSeq names its product spermatogenesis-associated protein 31E1-like. The coding region runs from base 1 to 3834 and encodes 1277 amino acids. The record is from RefSeq and is a predicted model, not a curated record. The transcript has a single exon. Lineage: Eukaryota; Metazoa; Chordata; Mammalia; Dermoptera; Cynocephalidae.